Molecule: messenger RNA, 1092 nt
Organism: Xenopus laevis (African clawed frog)
Lineage: Eukaryota; Metazoa; Chordata; Amphibia; Anura; Pipidae
Gene: phyhdlc.2.L
Product: probable alpha-ketoglutarate-dependent hypophosphite dioxygenase-like gene c2 [provisional] L homeolog
Exons: 6
Coding region: 67-858 (263 amino acids)
Source: RefSeq, a predicted model, not a curated record
CAGGCAGUACUACAUCCCUGAUACAUCUCAGCAUUACUGUACAGCAGAAAAUCCACUCCAUAAGCCAUGAAUGCAGAAGCCAAACAGUUAAAGGAUCUUUAUGAUGCUGCCGGCUUCCUGACAGCUAUUGAUGUUCUGGGGAAGGAAGAGCUCCAUCAGGCCUGCAAGGAACAUGCAAAACUAGAGGACACAUUUGGCAAGGAAUACACACAGUACAACCUGCACAACAUCCACAUGCAAUAUGAGUGGGUGAUGAAUCUGGCUGCUCAUCCCAAACUACUGGACACCAUCACUGCUGUGUUAGGACCCAACGUUAUUCUCCUGGACUCCAGGUUUAUCUGUAAAUACCCUUCCUCUGACGUCCCCCACAAAGAUAACACUGCUCCGUAUGUUGCUUGGCAUCAGGACAUGAAGUAUUGGGGAUUUGAAGGAGGACCUGUGGCUUCUGUGUGGCUGGCAUUUGAUGAUGUGGAUGCAGAAAAUGGAGUCCUGCAAGUUAUUCCAGGAAGUCACAAACAAGGCAUUUUGGAACAUAGAGUGGCAGAAAUCCCAGGAAACUUGCUGACUACAAACCAGGAAAUACCCCGACACUUGGUGCAGGUGGAGGAUUUGGUUGAGUGUCCCCUCAAAGCCGGACAGAUGUCUGUCCAUGACGGACUAACAGUUCAUGCCAGCGAAGCCAACAUGUCAGAGAGAAGAAGAUGUGGGUUUGUCAUCCGCUAUGUGCCCACAACUGCAUAUCCUGUCAAGGAUCCCGAACGUCCCAGAACAUUCCCUGCAACUGUCCUUGUGGCUGGAACUGACGAGUUCAAUCAGUUUGAAGAUCACGCACCUAACUUUUUCAGCAAGACUCAUUAACUGAUGAGAAACAUCUCUGAUCCUUUAGUUCUUCCUUCAUUUUUACAGUUCAGAUGGAAGAUGAUUCUAGAGAAUUUCCAUGUAUAUAUAUUUAGGUGGUCAUUUUCAUGACGUUUUGAAGCUUUAUUUUAAAACUGGAAACCCUGUCUGCCAAGUGUUUUUUGAUUUGUUAAAUUAUUACUGUUUGUGCUGCAUAGAUUUAAAUGUUCUAAAUAAAAUACAUGCUGGCAUUAA